UGGUGCGAGGCGGGCCCCGGUUAUUGUCCGGACUCCGGCGGCGGCGGUGGCGGCGGCGGUGGUCGGUGCUGCGCGAGCGGUGGCGGCGGUGGCUCGGCGGGACCGAGGGCGGGAGCGGCCGAGACCAUGGCUGGAGGCAAAGCUGGAAAGGACAGUGGGAAGGCCAAGGCUAAGGCAGUGUCUCGCUCACAGAGAGCCGGGUUACAGUUUCCUGUGGGCCGCAUCCACAGACAUUUGAAGACUCGUACCACAAGUCACGGAAGGGUCGGUGCCACUGCUGCAGUGUACAGUGCCGCAAUUCUGGAGUACCUCACUGCUGAGGUGUGAUCCCUCACAUCCACAAGUCUCUGAUUGGAAAGAAGGGACAGCAGAAAACUGCUUAGAGAGUUGUUCUAACCAACCUUCUUCCUCCCCGUCAUUGUACUGUAACUGGGACAGAAGAAAUAAUGGGGAUAUGUGGAAUUUUUAAAACAGUUAAGUGGAAAAGCAUAGACAAUUACUGUAGAUAUGAAAAAGAAACAUUUGUAUGUUCUUAGACUCGAAGUUUGAUAAAAAUAUCUUUUCAUGUGGCAACAGUUGUGUGUUGAUUGGCUAGGUUUCUCCCAUGUGUUUUAUACAAAAAUGGAAUUGAUAAACCAUUUUUUAAAAAAGUAAUUUGUCUCUAAACCGUUCUGUUUGUGCUGUGUUGAAAAUAUUUUGCUCAUACUUCAAAAUUUUUUAAAUUUCAAAUUGGUUAUAUAUUCAGAAAAAUCUUAAAACAGAAAUUGGGAAUCUACUUCGAUCAUAAUUGAUACCAUAUUAUAUUGAAUCUUGGCUGCUACCUGUUAGUAGUAGGCACCAAUUAUUUUACAUACCACUAAAGAAAAAAACUGCCAAUUAAACCAUAAUAUGCCAUCAAUUAUGAGAUGCAUCCCAAUUUCAGAGAUGUUAGAAUAUGAAAACAUGCAUUUAGAACUGAUGAAGGAUAGUGGAAUUAUUUGAAUUAUUUAAUGAGCACUUACUAUGUGGCAAGCCCUGUGCUAAGCGCUUUAUUGAUGAAGAAAUUUUAUUACCCCCAUUUUAAAGAUGUAGAACCUGAGGCUCACAGAAGUUAAAUGGCUUGCCAGAAAACAUUUAUCUAAUAGAUAGAAAAGGGCAGAACUAGGAUAUAAACCUAGAUUUGGCUGACUGCAGAGCCCACACCCUUACCUAGAAUUGAAGUUAAGAUGAUCAAAGUUGUCUGCUUUUGGCUUAAAAUUCCAGCUUUUAGUGAUCUUUUAUUGAUACAGUAACAUUCAGUAAUUUGUACAAUAUUUUAAAAAUUAUUUUUGUUUGUCAGUUUCUAAGUAACUUGUAAGAUUUAAGUUAAUGUAUCAGUUAACGGUCCAUCAGAAAAUUAUAUUUUUCUGGAAGUCUGGAA
Aethalodelphis obliquidens (Pacific white-sided dolphin) is the source of this 1399-nucleotide messenger RNA. It is a transcript of the gene H2AZ2, whose product is annotated as H2A.Z variant histone 2. Gene Ontology annotation, cellular component: nucleosome. The transcript is spliced from 4 exons. NCBI's taxonomy places the organism in Eukaryota, Metazoa, Chordata, Mammalia, Artiodactyla, Delphinidae. Gene Ontology annotation, molecular function: structural constituent of chromatin; protein heterodimerization activity; DNA binding. The record is from RefSeq and is a predicted model, not a curated record. The coding region runs from base 127 to 327 and encodes 66 amino acids.